Messenger RNA from Eimeria maxima, 1311 nucleotides. RefSeq names its product choline/ethanolamine kinase, putative. The record is from RefSeq and is a predicted model, not a curated record. The coding region runs from base 1 to 1311 and encodes 436 amino acids. Lineage: Eukaryota; Apicomplexa; Conoidasida; Eucoccidiorida; Eimeriidae. The transcript is spliced from 7 exons.
AUGUUGUGUAUAGGGGGCCCCUCCUUGGGGGCCCCCAGCAGCAGCAGGAGCAGCCGGAACAGCAGCAGGAGCCGAAAAAACAGCAGCCGCAGCAGCAGCAGGAGCAUUAGCCGCAGCAGCAGCAGCAGCAGCAGCAGCAGCAGCAGCAGCCCGUCUCCUGUGUCUCCUCCUUCAGACCCUGAGGGUUUAUUACCUUCGGGUGUCUCCUCAUCUUCUUAUCCUUUGCUGCAGCAGAAGGAGCAGCAGCAGCAGGAGGAUCUACAAGAGGAGCAUCAGCAGCAGCAGCAGCAGCAGGAGCAGCAGGAGGAGGAAGAGAAGCAGCAAGUGCAGCAGGAAUUACUGCAGCAGCUGCUGCAGCAAGAGACAGGAGGAAGAAUAGAAGAAUAUAUAGAUGGAUCUCCGCUAACAACAGAAGAUCUAACAGAUGUACAAACCCUAGAGGAGGCAGUCAAAGCUAUUGUCUCCUUCCAUGCCGUACCAAUUCCUUCCUUCCUUCCUACCAAUUGCCCUCUUAGGCAGAUAUUCAACGUCAGCAGCAGCAGCAGCAGCAGCAGCAGCAGCAGCAGCAGCAGUAGCAGCAGUAGCAGCAGCAGCACCAGUCAUCUGAGAAGCCGCAGCAGCAGCGAGCACCAGCAUCACCACCACGAGCACCAUGACCACGACCAUCAUCACACCAGCAGCAGCAGCAGCAGCAGCAGCAGCAGCAGCAGCAGCAGCAGCAGCAGCAGGGUCGAUGAUGUAUCUGGUGAGUGCAGCUGCUGCAUAUGCCGUUUACGUUCAUGGGGUACUAAGGCUAAUGAUACCCUCAAGGAAUUACUAGAGGGGGCCCCCCCUGUGGGGGCCCCCGAGUCAGGGGGCCCCCCCCAUCUAGAGGGGCCCCCAGAGGAGGAGGGGGCCCCCCAUAUGGGGCCCCCAGGAGCCUCUUCCUUAGCAUCGUCUGAGGGUGGUGUAGCAGUAGUAUUAGGGGGCCCCCAUGAGGGUACAGUAGAGGGUACAGACAAGAAGGAGAAGGAGGAGGAGGAGAAGGAGGAGGAGGGGGCCCCCAAGGAGGAAGAAGAGGAAGAAGAAAGGGAAGGGGGCCCCCAUGAGGGGUUUUAUCCUGUAUUAAGUCAUAAUGAUUACCAAGAGAAUAAUAUACUCAAGGUGGACCAUAUGAUGUUGGCUUCCCAUCUGAUGUGGGGGUUCUGGUCAAUAGUUAGGAUGAAGGUCCCUGAAGACCCCAAUGAGUUCUCCUACCUAGAGUAUGCUAAAACGAGGCUGCGGCUGUACACCGAGAAGAAGCGCGAGUUAGAGGCUCGAGGAAUGUUUUAA